AAUCGAACCCGCUAUCUUUUGAUCGCUAAUCAAAUUCCACCUUUUUCAUCAAUAAGGAAACCCACUAUGAUUUGAUCAGUACUCGAACCUGCUAUCACUUGAACAUUACUCGAAACCCCUACUUGCUUCCAAUACUCGAACCGACUUACUUUUCCCACGGCUCUUCAGUUCUAUGUUCUUCCUACAACAAAAAUAAGUUGCAUACAGCGUUCUUGUUGGUAAAUAUCGUUUUGAUCGAUGUCAUUCAUAAUACUACUUUAGAAAAGCAUAUUUUGUGUAGUAAUGAAGAGGGUGGUUAAUUUUGUAGUUCCUUAAAUGAAGCAUUUACAAGAAGUAGUUUAAAUAAUGAACUUUUUUUAGCAAUUGUCUAAAAUAAAACGUUGUUUCUACAAAAAAGAACGAAAUAUGUUGUAUGAUGGAAAGAAGUUUCGGUAAAAUUGUCUUCAUGCUGGAAAGAGCCCUUAAAUUCUAAAAAAAUCAAUUUUGAGAUAAAUGUUAUUUAAGUAAAAAUUAACUCUCUAUGCUGAAGAGAAAUCCUAUUCAUUCAUUGUAUUUGAUAAAAAGAGCCUUAUUUGUUUACUAUGUGUGAUAAAUCAUUCUUACAAGAAACUCUUUCAAAUGAUCACUUUUCUGUUCGAAAUGAAAAGAAACGUUAUUCUUGCAGCUUGGGUGAUAAAAAUUUCUCUCGGAAAGAUUUAAUAAAUCACUUUUUCGUUCAUAGUGGAUUGAAGCCAUAUUCGUGCAGUGGUUGUGAUAAAACUUUUUCUCAGAAAGUUCAUUUAAACAAGCACUUUCUCGUUCAUAGUGGAGAGAAGCAUUUUUCGUGCAGUUUGUGUGAUAAAACUUUCUCUCAGAAUACUAAUUUAAAAAAGCACUUUCUUGUUCAUAGUGGAGCGAAACCUUAUGUAUGCUUCGCAUGUGAUAAAACUUUCUCAACUAAAAGAAGUUUGAAGAUUCACUACCGUGUUCAUACUGGAGAGAAACCUUUUUCAUGCAAUAUAUGUUCUAAAGAAUUCGCUCAAAAAAAUAAUUUAAAUAAUCACCUUCUUGUUCAUAGUGGAGAGAAGCCUUUUUCAUGCAAUGUGUGUGAAAAGACAUUCACACAGAAAGCUAGUUUAAAUAACCACUUUCUUGUUCAUGGAAGAAAACCUUAUUCAUGCAGUGAGUGUAAUGAAACUUUUUCACAGAAAGCUCAUUUAAAUAGUCAUUUACUUGUUCAUAGUAAAGAAAAGCCAUAUUCGUGCAGUUUAUGUAAUGAAACAUUCUCACAGAAAAUCAAUUUAGACCGUCACUUUCUUGUUCAUAGUGGAGUGAAACCUUAUUUAUGCUUCGCAUGUGAUAAAACUUACUCAUCUAAAGAAAGUUUGAAGAUUCACUACCGUGUUCAUACUGGAGAGAAACCUUUUUCAUGCAAUAUAUGUUCUAAAGAAUUCGCUCAAAAAAAUAAUUUAAAUAAUCACCUUCUUGUUCAUAGUGGAGAGAAGCCUUUUUCAUGCAAUGUGUGUGAAAAGACAUUCACACAAAAAGCUAGUUUAAAUAACCACUUUCUUGUUCAUGGAAAAAAAAACUUAUUAAUGCAGUGAGUGUAAUGAAACUUUCUCACAGAAAGCUCAUUUAAAUAGUCAUUUACUUGUUCAUAGUAAAGAAAAGCCGUAUUCAUGCAGUUUAUGUGAUGAAACAUUCUCACGGAAAAUCAAUUUAGACCGUGACUUUCUUGUUCAUAGUAGAGCAAACCCUUAUUUAUGCUUCGCAUGUGAUAAAACUUACUCAUCUAAGGAAAGUUUGAGGAUUCACUACUGUGUGCAUACUGAAGAGAAACCUUUUUCAUGCAAUAUAUGUUCUAAAGAAUUUGCUCAAAAAAAUAAUUUUAAUAAUCCCCUUCUUGUUCAUAGUGAAUAUUUCUGUUAUGGAUGCUUUUACUGAUUAUGCAGGAUAUUGCCAGGUAGUAUUAAAGCCCAACACUAAAAGCGCUGUCUGCAUUUAUUUUGGUUUACCAGCUGUUGAUAAGGCCGGAUUUUAAACUGAAAUAUUAUUGUUUGAAAAUUAUGCUCAGAAACUGUUGGAUCAAAAAGUGGGGGUUCAAGUAACCUGA
Parasteatoda tepidariorum (common house spider) is the source of this 2092-nucleotide messenger RNA. RefSeq lists its product as uncharacterized. Lineage: Eukaryota; Metazoa; Arthropoda; Arachnida; Araneae; Theridiidae. Gene Ontology annotation, molecular function: RNA polymerase II transcription regulatory region sequence-specific DNA binding; DNA-binding transcription factor activity, RNA polymerase II-specific. The record is from RefSeq and is a predicted model, not a curated record. Gene Ontology annotation, biological process: regulation of transcription by RNA polymerase II. Gene Ontology annotation, cellular component: nucleus.